AUGGCAUCUGUCCAAGGAAAUCUAGAUAGGGACGACUUGAUGGUAUCCUAUCCGGCCGAUUACCCAAGUGAUGACGACUUGAAAGGGUUGGACGCCAACUUCACCGCCGGUGCCAAUGAAGUCAUGAGGAUGAGUAGCGGUCUUGAUCGUUUCAAGCAAGGUAUAUCGUAUCUGAGGAAUUCCGACCAGAAGACUGUGGAGACAAUCAUGUCCUGCAAAACACAGAUACUUGCUGCAGAGGGCGAUGUGGCGACUGAGAUUGAGAAUUUUUUAGAUAAAUUCCUCAUCAAGCAGUACCUCGAAAAUAGUAACCAGACGCUUGCACUCUGCGAGGUGGAAUUGCCAGACUUCAUCAAAAAAGCUGAUAAGGUCGCUUCAUGCAUUAAAGAUGUGGUGCGUGAAAGGAGGAUGUUGAACAAGCUCAAUACAGCUAAGAUUAAGUAUCACGAGUCCGCCAAAGAGAUUGUUAAAAAGGUUGUAUCUCUGCAGGACCAACAUCUAACCUUGCUUGACAAACUGAAAGCAGAAUUCAGGAAGCUUAACAAGAGGCUGAAGCGUAUUCGUACUGUUAGGAAGGUCGUACAUGUGAUAUUCAUAGGAAUUCUUUCUGCUGUGUUUGCUUGCAGCGUCAUGGCAGCAGCUAUGACUAUUCCCGGUGUUGCAGCGACCAUGAGCUCUCAUCCAGGUGUUGCAGCAUUUAUUGCUGCUUGUGCUGUUGCUCAAACUUCUUCCUCGGCAAUAAAAGUGGGACAACAUUGGCUUCUCACAAUGAUUCGAGAAUCUGAAUCAACUUUGGAGGCACGUCGGAAUUUGAUUGCGUGCAUGGAAUCCGGAACAAAGGAUGCCAUUAAAGUGUUGGACGACAUUAUGCGUCAUGUUGAUAAGGUUAUUGCAAGCGGGAAUGAUCCACGUUUGUCCAGUUUAAGCUCUGCAAAUGAGCGACCAGUGGAAUUGGACGCAAAGCUGAAGAAGUUUCAGAAAGAAAUUGAGGAAUUGGACAAGACAAGGAAGGCAUGCAUCCCUGUUAUAAACAAAGCAAGGAAACAGGUUGACGUUGAAUAUGAGGAGUUGAAGAUGUUAUUGGCCCGUCGCAAAAGCAAGCUCUUGUCAAAAAAAUAA
This is a messenger RNA of Rosa rugosa (rugosa rose), 1119 nucleotides long. RefSeq names its product UPF0496 protein At4g34320-like. Bases 1 to 1119 code for a protein of 372 amino acids. The record is from RefSeq and is a predicted model, not a curated record. The transcript has a single exon. Lineage: Eukaryota; Viridiplantae; Streptophyta; Magnoliopsida; Rosales; Rosaceae.